Molecule: messenger RNA, 2939 nt
Organism: Chanos chanos (milkfish)
Lineage: Eukaryota; Metazoa; Chordata; Actinopteri; Gonorynchiformes; Chanidae
Gene: map4k2
Product: mitogen-activated protein kinase kinase kinase kinase 2
Exons: 32
Coding region: 1-2613 (870 amino acids)
Biological process (GO): intracellular signal transduction; protein phosphorylation
Cellular component (GO): cytoplasm
Molecular function (GO): ATP binding; MAP kinase kinase kinase kinase activity
Source: RefSeq, a predicted model, not a curated record
AUGGAUAAUAUUGGCGUUUCGUUUUUGGACCCUUUAGACGACUAUGAGAUAAUUGAUCGAAUCGGGAGUGGCACAUAUGGUGAUGUGUACAAGGCGAGAAAAAUUCGGACCUCUGAGAUGGCAGCUAUUAAAAUUGUGAAGCUUGAUCCUGGAGAUGACAUUACAUCUAUCCAACAGGAGAUUACCAUGAUGAAGGAAUGCAAACACAAGAAUAUUGUGGCCUAUUAUGGCAGCUACCACAGAAACACUAAGUUGUGGAUUUGUAUGGAAUAUUGUGGAGGAGGUUCAUUACAGGACAUCUAUACAGUUGCAGGCCCAUUAAAGGAGAAACAGAUUGCUUAUAUCUGCAGAGAAACACUACAGGGUCUAUUUCACCUCCACGAGACAGGCAAAAUACACAGAGACAUUAAGGGUGCCAACAUUCUUCUCACAGAACGAGGAGAUGUCAAACUAGCGGACUUUGGUGUUGCUGCAGAAAUCAGUGCAUCAGCUGCUAAGAGGAAGUCUUUUAUUGGAACGCCCUACUGGAUGGCACCAGAAGUGGCAGCAGUGGAGAGGAAGGGUGGAUAUAACCAUCUGUGUGACAUCUGGGCUCUGGGCAUUACUGCUAUUGAGUUGGCUGAGUUACAGCCGCCCUUGUUUGACUUACACCCCAUGAGAGCUUUGGUGUUGAUGUCUAAGAGCAGCUACCAGCCUCCCAGGCUUAAGGACAAGACCAAAUGGUCGGCAGGCUUCCACAGUUUUGUGAAGAUGUGUCUGAUUAAAAGCCCACGUAAAAGACCAACGGCCGAGACACUUUUACAGCAUCCAUUUGUGACCCAGUUAUUAACCAGAAACCUGGUGAUAGAGCUGCUGCACAAGGCCAGUAACCCUGAGCCACAUGCCACACCAACCGCAGACGAGACCGACCUUGACACAAACAGUUCCUCUCCUGAUAAGAUCCAUUCAGAGGGAUCACAUUUGCCUGUGGAGAGAAGUUUCUCUGAGGAGCAGUUUGGACAGAUGAGAUUUACUGCCCCUCGGAGGAAAGAGACAGACCCCUGUUCCAAUCCUGGGUCAUGUGAUGACUGGAGCUUAUCUGGCGAUGGAGUAGAGUCACCAACUCUACUAGAGUGUGUGGAAGAAGCACUCCAUGAGAGGAGCUUGACGAUAAAGAGACUGCCAUUUUCUGAGUGGGGCGUAAAUGGUGUGUUCAGGAAAAGCGGGAUGUUCAGCUCUCUGCCUUUGUGUACCACCUCCUCCCUACCUUCCAUGGGCAUGUUCACGCCAGAUCUGCCAUUGCGACCCAGUGCAACUCUCUGCCACGAUUUCACCCCUCAUCCUACCUCAGUUCUCUCCAGGUGUUCGGCUCGCCAGGAUGUGCGGCAGUGGUGCAGCAAGUCUGAAGUCCCUGGAGAAAAUGAGGGGCGACAGAGCAUGUCCCCUGAGUUCAUGACCCUGACCAAUGACACGACUCUGUCUCCAGAGUGGUGUACGAUGAGGAAGAAAACAGAGGACUUGAGAGCUGUCUCACAUGGACUGCCUCCUACACCCCAAGUUCAUAUGGGAGCCUGUUUCUCUAAAGUGUUCAAUGGCUGUCCCCUGAAAAUUCACUGUGCUGUUACUUGGGUUUUUCCUAAAACCAGAGACCAGUACCUUAUUCUAGGCGCAGAAGAGGGUGUCUACACUCUAAACCUCAAUGAGCUUCACGAGGAUACUUUGGAAAAGUUGCUGUCACAGAGGUGUACCUGGCUCUAUGUCAUGAAUAAUGUCUUAAUGUCCAUCUCUGGGAAGUCUUCCCAUCUUUAUUCCCAUAGCCUAACAGCUCUGUUUGAACAGCGUAAUCACACACAGAGGAAACUGAGCCACCUGUCCCUCAACAGCCAUCGCCUCAAAGAAAGAAUCAGCCACAGGAAGUGUGCAGUCACUGUAAAGAUCCCAGACUCUAAAGGCUGCCGGAGGUGCAGUGUUGCACGAAACCCAUACACAGACAGCACGUUCUUAUGUGCAGCCGUUCCAUCUGGACUCAUUGUGCUGCUGUGGUAUGAGCCACUCCAGAAGUUUAUGCAUCUCAAGCACAUUGCGGUGACUCUGCCAGAGUCACUGCCUAUCUUUGAACUGCUGGUUUUAGUGUCUGAGGAGCUUCCUCAGCUCUGCGUGGGUGUCAGGACAUGUGCCAUGAGAACUGAUGACCAUCCAAAUAAUCAGCGGGUGCAGUUUGACAUCAUCCAUCUCAAUGACAUGGCUAAUUCCUGUACCCUAGAUAGUGAUCCUGUUGGGGCAGUGCAAGUGACACAGCUUGACAGAGACUCUGUGCUCAUUGCACUGGAGAAGAGUGUGAAGAUUGUCAAUUUGCAAGGCCUGCCAAGCAAAGAACUGGCCUCUGAACUGGACUUUGACUUCCCUAUUGAGACUCUAGUCUGUUUACAGGAGAGUAUUCUGGCUUUCUGGAAACAUGGACUAAAAGGACGAAGUUUGUACACCUAUGAGGUAACUCAGGAAAUCACAGACCAAAGCCGUGUCUUCAGGGUUUUAGGAACAAACAGGGACAUUGUUCUUCAAAGCACUCCAACUGGAAACCCCUCUGCCUCAAGUAACCUGUACAUUCUCACCGGUCAUGAAUGCAGCUGCUGAGGCAGAAGAGCAGAGAGAGAUGGGAAAACAAACAGUGUAGAACAUGAGAGAGAUUGAAGAUAUGGGGUGUUACAAAUUAUACAAAUGUCCAAAGUCAUUCUUGGCAUCUGGACGAAAUGUCAUCUCCUCUGACAAGGUCAAAUAUGGAGACGAUGAUGCACUGACAUGGUGGAGCAUUGGUGCUGGCUGACCAUACUACUACUAGUUUCGUGUAUGUGUCUGUGUGCGUGUGUCUAUGUGCCUGUGUAUGUGAUAAAAUGGAGACAGUGGCAUAAGUGGAAUUUACCACUGUACAGAGGAGGGACCGAGACCUAAGUCAGUGCCAA